AAUGACACCAAUGUAUGCACUAAGUGUAAACAGACGUAAUGAAGGUUAAUUGCUGACAAAGACUGACGUUACCAACUUGCACGUCACGCCUAGUUCAUCAAACGUCUGUGAAUCUGCUUCAUCACGAACGAACACGGAGCAUCAGGAACAGAUUUUUACACCUAAGAAUUACUAGAAAUUCGUAAAGUAUUCGAUGGCUUCCACCAUUCGGGCUUCUUCUAUGUUGCAGAAAAAUGUUAUUACCAAACCAGCAGAAAAACCUUCAGUGAAAGGGAAGGCUCUUGCUCCCAAGCUUGCUCCUCCCGUAUUGAGUUUGUCUUCUCGUGCGACUCUAAUCGAGCAACGGUUGACGCAGUUAGAGCAAGAUAAUGAUUGGUGGAUCAAUUGGAAAAAAGAUCAACAUGUUAAGUUGGUUGGACAUGUAAAACACACAGCAGGUCGUAGUGAAGACGAUAGCAGCGAGGAAGAUCUGGUCGAACAUUUUGAAAAUUCUCUCAACUUAUGAAGUGAAAAAGAAAACUUGAAGAUUCAUCGUAACAAUAGAAAUGAAGCCUAUAAAUUGUUUUUACAGAACAUAUUUUUAAGUUAUCUUUUAUGAAAAAUUGUAAGUGUUUACCAGAUUAUAUGAGAUUACAAUGCAUUUUGAAUUUUCUAACUAUUAUCUAGCAUUUUUGUAUGGUAAAUCAUUACAUGAAAUGAUGUCAUGUGACUGUCAAUGUCCUGACUCUUUAACUGGCAGUGGCAAUGGUAGGGGAAAUUUUUUUAAAUUUCGCGCUUCAAAUCCAUUAUGUUCCCCACAGCAUAGAUUUCUUGUGAAUCACUUUUGGCGCCACACCAUGUGUUCUUCAUCCGACAGAUAAUGUAAAUGUUGUCUGCACUUCUGAGUUCUGAUGUAACUGUUGUCAAUUCUUUUGAGAAAAAGUGUCUGUCCUAUCUGUGAUCAUAUAAUUCAAUAAUAAAAUGUCGGCUCCUGAAGUUAGCAAUUCCUUGAAAGAAGCUUCGCUUGAAACUUUACGCAGUAUAUUGUCAGCUAAUCAGGAUGUCAGAAAAGCUGGAGAAAGUCAAGUUCAAGCUCUGGAGGUUACCGAAGGAUUUGGAAUUUAUCUCACUGAAAUAAUUUUGGAUAUUAAGUACCAGCUGCCAAUUAGACAGUUGGCUACAGUUCUUUUAAAACAGUAUAUCGACUGUCAUUGGUGGAAGCUCUGUGAGGAGAAAUUUCGACCACCUGAAACACUACCAGAAGCCAAAUCUCUGAUAAGAGAACUUCUACCUAGAGCUUUAAAUGAUUCCAACAGUAAAAUUCGAUCUGGAGCUGCUCAUGCAAUUUCAACAAUUGCCCAGUGGGAUUGGCCAGAAGAAUGGCCAAAUCUAUUUACUACUCUGAUGAUGUACCUGACUCAAGGCAGUCAAGAAAGUUUACAAGGAUCCAUGUGUGUGCUACUUGAAGUUACUCACAAUGUUGAUGAUAAACAAAUGCCACAGGUAGUUCCAGUGAUCCUUCCUGAAGUGUACAAGAUUUUCUCAGAUAGUAGUAGAUACAAUGUGAGGAUGCGCUCACAAGCUAUUCAAAUCUUUACUAACCUAACUGAAUCAGUCUGUUCAGCUGGUGAAUACAACAAAGGUCUAGUAAAAGAACUUCUUGGACCAUUCCUUCUACCAUUCACUGAGGCUCUUGUCAAACACCUCCAAGAGCCUGAUGGCCCAGCAAGUGAUGUUGGCCUUAAAACAGCAAUUGUUAAAGCGCUUACUGUCCUUGUGAAGCACGUACCUAAACAGUUGUCGCAGUGGCUUUUGCAAAUUUUGCCGACUGUUUGGAAUACACUGACUCAUUCUGCUCAUGUCUACGUCGCUUGCGUCGUUAACGAAACGGAAGAAUCAGAUGAGCAAGUUGACCCGGACGGAGAGGUUAUCAGCUUCGAAAAUUUGGUCUCCAGUAUCUUUGAGUUCGUCCACGCCCUUGUUGAGACUCCACGGUUCCGCAGUGCCGUUCGCGAUGGAAUAAGUCAAAUUAUUUACUAUAUUAUCCUCUUCAUGCAAAUAACGGAAGAGCAAGUAUCGACUUGGACUGGCAAUCCAGACCGCUUCGUCGAAGAUGAAAGUGAAGAUUCAUUCUCCUAUUCUGUUCGGCUCGCUGCUCAAGAUCUUCUUCUGGCUCUACGACAAGAAUUUGAGGAUGAAGCUUGCUCUGGCUUGUGUGAGGCUGUCACACGUCACUUGCAAGAAGCCGAAGUCAUGCACACUCAAGGCAAUAGUAGCUUUUGGUGGAAAGUGGUUGAAGCGGCUUUACUUUCACUCGGCGUUGUCAAAGAUUUACUCGAGUCUCAGCAGAAGGAAAACCAAUUGCCGUUGGAUAUAGUUGUAAUUCUUCAGAGUAGUUUAGAUCAGCACAAUCGCAUGGCAGCGUCACCCUUUUUGCUGGGUCGUUGUCUAUGGGCAGCUAGUCGAUUCGCAAGCUUCUUACCCACAGCCUUGCUGAACCGGUAUUUACAAGCGACUGUUGAAGCGUUGCAACCUCACCAAAAUGUCAUUCUUCGAAUUACUGCCGUUCGGGCCGUAUGGGGAUUUUGUGAACACUUGAAAGCAUCACAGAAUACCAUAAUGCUGACGCCGAUGUUGCCCAUGAUCACCGAAUCAUUGCUGAAUUUGGCAAUUUUAUUCAGUCAUGAAGUUCUCAGCUUGGUUUUGGAAACCCUUGCUAUGGUUUUAGCUGUGGACAAAAGCUUUACUGCAACUUGUGAAUCCAAAGUUUGCCCACUUACCAUCGCCCUUUUCCUGAAGCACAAUUCUGAUCCAGUAAUUGUUGAGCUUGCGCAAGAUAUUUUUCGGGAGCUCUCUCAAAACGAAGCUUGUCUAGGACCACUCCAGCAUAGAUUAGUUCCCACUUUAGUCUCUAUCCUUCAGUCUCCUUCAGAUAAAGUGCCGUCAGGAUUACAUGGAGUUGCAUUGGACGUCGUGGAAACUCUUGUUCGAGCCUCGAAACCUCCACUGAGUGAUGCUCUCAUGCAAACCUUUCCGUGUGCGGUGCGCUCUGCUCUGACUUCGGAUGAUCCAACAAUCGUUCAGAACGGAGGUGAAUGUUUACGAGCUUUUGUGUCCGUUUCACCUGAUCAAGUUGCUGCUUACCGGGAUUCUGAGGGACACACUGGCCUUUACUUUAUUAUUCAAGUCGUGCUUAAUCUACUCAAUCCUACGGUUAACGAAUCUAGUUCGGCUUUUGUGGGUCGGCUCGUCAGCACUUUAUUUAAUCGUGCGGGGAGUCACCUGGGCGAUAGCGUCGAUUUGAUUCUGAGAGGCGUCCUGAGUAAACUUCAGGGCUCCUCUUCUCUCGUUGCCGCGCAGUCGCUAAUCAUGGUUUAUGCACAUCUAAUUCAUGCUCAAAUGGAAGCUGUUCUCGAUUUUUUAUCAUCUGUUCCCGGACCCAAAGGACAAUCAGCUCUACAUUUUGUUUUACAUCAAUGGUGUUCGAGACAACACGUCUUUGCCGGAGCCUAUGAAACUAAAGUUAGUUCUAUUGCAUUGGCCAAAUUGUUGCAUCACGGCGUAACGACAAACGAUAGUCGCAUCACCGAGAUUACAAUCACAAUUGAAGAUGAUACCGAACUGGUCGGUGGUGAUUCCUCUGGUUGUAUCCGAACUCGUUCUCAACGUGGAGGUCUUCAGUACCGUGUCAAAGAAAUCUCAAUCUUCGUCAAAAUUUUAAAGCUGAUCAUCUAUGAGCUAUCAAAUUGCCUAGAGUCUGCGAUGGCAUUCGCCGACGAAGAUGAUGAAACUGAAACGGACGGCGAACAGAGCGUAGACGGCAUGCGUGAUAAUGCCGCUGUGUUACUCUCCAGCCAUUUACUGGACGAUGAAGAUAAACUAGAUGACUUGAAAGAUGAUGAUCCAGACGCCCAGCACGACCCGAAUUCGGUGAUUAACUUGCAACAAUACCUUACGGAAUUUCUACGUUCUUUCAGUAGUCAGAACUACUUCCCAACAGGAUUCCUUCCGCAUCUCAAUAGUCAAGAGAAACAGGUGUUGAAUAUGAUCGGCAUUCAUCAGCUCUGACUUCAUCUUUCACCCUAAAACAUUAUGACUAACUACAAUACAUAUGGUUAGAUAAUUAUGGAUGUUUUGGUUUCACGUUGAGCUUGUAAAUACAAUUCGACCAUGAGAACAUGAA
Messenger RNA from Daphnia pulex (common water flea), 4162 nucleotides. RefSeq names its product importin-9-like (gene Ipo9). Gene Ontology annotation, biological process: protein import into nucleus. Gene Ontology annotation, molecular function: small GTPase binding. Gene Ontology annotation, cellular component: nuclear envelope; cytosol. NCBI's taxonomy places the organism in Eukaryota, Metazoa, Arthropoda, Branchiopoda, Diplostraca, Daphniidae. Bases 961 to 4047 code for a protein of 1028 amino acids. The transcript has 17 exons. The record is from RefSeq and is a predicted model, not a curated record.